Molecule: messenger RNA, 3839 nt
Organism: Amoebophrya sp. A25
Lineage: Eukaryota; Dinophyceae; Syndiniales; Amoebophryaceae
Source: the annotation of a GenBank genome assembly
AUGCGUCACAAAAUAGUCCAGGACGGUUCCACAAAGGUCUUCAAAUUCGUAAACAUGUGCUCCGAAAAGGUCCUGGGGGAGCCGGCUUCAAACUGGGUGCAACAUGUCCAAGACACACUGAGCGACGUAGAAAAGCUGUGUUAGGGCUCUUGAAUAUUACUUAUGUAAGUAUGGGGCCUCUGCCUCUCAUCUCUUUCGCAGGUUGGUUCUUCUCUAGAGAAUGCUUUCACGUCAUGCCCCUUGGAAGGUAAUCUUCCGCUACCACAUUUGUUCGGGGUCAGGAUGAUCACUAUUUGCUCAAAUAAUUACUCGGCAAUACCAUUUUGCACAGGGUCACCAGGAUAUUAAUCAUUAUCCUGCAGACCAGUUCGGCUGCAUCUACUUCAUGAGGCCUAGGGCUAAUAGAAAUUCAGUUUUUCGAGUACUUAGUUGCCUCCUACUUUUUUUUGAUUUUGAGUAGCCCUAGUUGUGCUCGAAAGGGUGUCGUGCGGCCAAAAAAACACUUUUCUAUGUUCGCUUUUGGCACAGUGUUGCUCCAUAAUGAAUAUCCAGCAUUGAGUAGCUCCUCGUACAGAAAAUAUUAGAGCUACUUACAUACAACAAGUAACCGAGGUGUUUUUCGAGUACUUAGUUGCCUCCUACUUUUUUUUGAUUUUGAGUAGCCCUAAUUGUGCUCGAAAGGGUGUGCAGCCAAGGACUGGGGCCUUGAGAAUACGAACGAAGACCCAGCUGCAGCUUCCAAUCGGGUGAAAGUUGGAGCAGAUGCGGCGGAGCGUGCUGCACUGGCACUAUACUUGCGGCAGAUUCAAAGAAGACGAUACUUAAAGAAGACUACUCUACUUAUUCAGGUCAUUAACCUUUUAACCUUUUUUUGAGAAGGCUUCAACCGCUGAGGUCAUUUUUAGCCUUCCUCUUAUUCAAAGCAAGAAGACUAUUGAAAUAUAUUUAUAUUGACCUUUAUACCUUAAGGAGGAUUAUCAUUUGAGACGUAAGAGGUGACUUCCAGGAUGAAUUAGAUCGGUAGGGUCACGAACAAGUUCACUCGAGUGAAUGCUGGCUAGAAAUUUUAUGUCAGGCUGUAGGGUCUAUGUCUAAUAUACGAAACUCGGGCUAUGGAAGUACGAGCACGGACGCUCGAUGUCCUACCGAUGGAUGUUAUGGCCACCGCUCCUGAAGCAUGUCUAUUCUAUCAUGUUUUUCUCUCUGGUUCAUGAAAAAGUACACUCCUGUAUACAGUAUGAUCAUGGUGAUCCUUACUUCUGCUCCUAAUAAUAUUGAUGAUCCUUAGCAUGUUUUCGGUGGCGAAUAUUACAUAGCAGGAAGUAUGACGAUCUCAACGUCACACCACCUGGUCUUUAGUAGUUAUUCCAUAACUAGUAGUAUGAUGGGGGUAGUAGUAUGAUCAUACUCAUUACAGUCGAAUAGUACUCAAAAUGAGCAUGUAACAAAAACAAUAACCAAGUAUGUGUGAGAUUAUUCCCUAGGAUACUCGGUUACUUCAGUUUUUCGAGUAGUGCCCAAGGGUAAUCCAGAGCUUUUGCAGCUGGUGAAAAAGUAAGAUGAAGCCUCAUCUGUGAGUAGCUCUAAUUUUGAGAAGCGAAGGUCAACAGCUGCUGGAGGCACGUUGUUAUGCCAUCCUCUAUUGAAAUCCAUCGGAAAGUGUGCCUUACUCUAUUUUUUUUUUAGUGCCGGUAUAGAAAGCCUUUCGCAGGUUUUUUUACUACUUCCUUUUUCUUUUCCUAGUUAGCUUGGCUCCACCCGUAAUAAUAUAAGAGAGAUAGAGUGGAAUGGGUGUUGUCUCAAUAACUCUUAUUAUCUUUCGCACCCAACCCCCACGUGCGGAUUGCCUGCCGACUAGAUUCGCACGUGGUAUUACUAACAAGAAAGCAUAGAGUGAUUUCUUGUUUGACUUCUUUGGCAGGACGCUCAUCGGUUUGACAUGAUGGACAGGGGCAAUUGACAUGAUGUUCAAGGGAAAUCCUUUAUUAAGGGAAAGGAGUGACGUUCAGAUGGAUUUUUGAGGCUGUUGCUAACUAAACAAGAGGAUGAAAAGAAGGUGUGUGCUGAAAACAACGUCUUUAGCUUGGAGAAAGUUGGUGGAAUCAGCAGCAGCGGGGCUUUAAGGCUACUCGAAAAGUGAAAAUAAGCGAGUACUAGCUAACUGAUAAAUAUAAAAACAGAGUCACUGCGGAGCUGCUAGCUCUUCUUUCAGUAUCUCGAUUAUUCGAAGUACCUCUUUUUACUCGCUUAUUUCAGUUUAUCGAUUACCUCUGAAGCAUUCUUGGUAGCAUUCUUGGCUCUUUUUGUACUCAGCAUCCUUCGAAAGUUAAAAAGCAGCAAGUAACUUCUAAGUUCAAGAUUGCAAGUAACUAAGUUCUCUUUAGUUACAGUAGCUCCCUUUGCUCUAAUGGUUGGAGACGAAAGGGCACAGGCCCAGCUUCGAAUCUUGGAUAAGUCGCCGGAACUUGCAGAGCUAGCUUUGCUUCUAGAGUUAAGGCUCAGCACUUUUAGUUUUACUUACGAUGAGUAAGUACUUAUUCGAUCUCGAUAGAUGUAGUAUCUUUCUGUUAAGAAAAUUCUAGUGUUAAGAAAAGACUGCAUUAAGAAAAGACACCAUGACGCCUGUAAGCAGUCUGCAGUGAUUUUCGUGCGAGAGUAAUUGCGUUGUAUUGUAUUGUAUUGUAUUGUAUAGUAGUUAGUUGUGUGAUGUACUUAGUGUUUCCAUGAGGUCGGCGACGUAACGUAUGGGAGCCUUAGCAGGAUAGUGUUGCUGUAGCAUUUGACAUAGGGGACCAUAUUGUAGCUGAUGUAGUGUCUUUGAAGAAGAUUUUCAUGUUAAAUCUGUAGAGUAGAAGUACAAGGAUGCUGCCGCUUUCUUUUUUCUAGCUUUAAGGCUCCACUGGGAAGUAUGUGACCAUUAGCACUAGGAGAAGAAGUGUAGAUAUCUCAUGCACCCUACAGAUCUCUUAUUGCACCUUCUAUAGAUAAUAUCUUCUGUAAAGUCUAUAGAUAACUUCUCUCGUCGUGUUAGAAGUUCUCCGUUUCUAGUCGCUGUCUUUCACUAGAAGACGAGGACACAAAUGAGAUGCUUUUAUACGUGUUUGUUAGACCACGAGGCCACAAAGAUGCUUUAUUUCAACGUUUUUCUUGCAGGGCAGCGCCUAACCUUAUACUUAUAUCUAAGAUUCUUAAACAAGAGAUGAGACAAGUAGAAUUGUGGUCCUCCUACGUUUUAGAUUUGAGAAGUCAUCUAGUGAGCCAACCGUUUAGUCUAAUCUAACUGAUCUGAUUAGGAUCUAACUGACUUUUAGAUCUAAACUCUACAAACUAACAACUGAUCUAACUCUAGACUAGUUUCUGACUCGAGUAGUCGACUCGAGACUAGUUCCUGGCCCGUCGAGUAGUCGACUGUAGACUAGUUCCUGACUCGAGUAGUCGCCUUCUAGUCAUCACCAUAUCGCUCCCGAGCGUAGAGGUGCGGCAGUCGCAGCUGUGGGGAGGUCGGUGCCUGCGGAGGCAACCUGAUCGAUUGACUGAUUGGCUGCCACCGUCUAACUUUAGUACAGCGAGAAGAGCACGCGACUUGGCUUAGGACGGGGAAGGAAGAAAUGACGUGGGUAGCCACUGCGGAGGUAUGGAUGACAAUUUUUCUCCCAUCUUUAAAAGGCCAUGAUCGAAGCUUCUUCAUAGGGCCCAUGCGUUUUCGUUUUGAAGGGGACGAUGAGAAGGGUAGAAGCCUCAAUGGUCUGCCUCUAGAAGAGGAGAGAAAAAUAAGCGCCAUUUUUCAUAGAAUGCUGAUGGAGUUGUGACCCCCUUGUCGGACCUAGAAACGACAUGGG